GGUUGGUGGGGGGGGGUAAGAGACGAAAGAGGAGGAGACGAAGAGGAGGAGAGACGAGACAGGAAAGGGGACGGCGACGACGGCGACGGCACGAGACGGGCAGUGAGGCGGGAUCGACCAACCCAACUUCGGCGGCUCCCACCGACAUGGAAGCCGUACAGCAAGGUCUGCUGGACCCGGACACGAUGCAGGAGGUGGCGGUGGACCCUGUGCCCGCGCAGGACGGCGCUUGUAGCGUGAGCAGUGCGGAGCGGGAAGAGCUGGAGGCGGAACUGGCCAAGGUGGAGGAGGAGAUCUCCACGCUGCGCCAGGUGCUAACGGCCAAGGAGCGGCACGCGGCCGAGAUCAAGCGCAAGCUGGGCCUGAGCCCUCUCAACGAACUGCGCACCAACCUAAGCCGUGGGUGGCAGGACAUGCAGGCCACCAACGCGUACAAGAAGACCCAGGAGACGCUGACGGUGGCCGGUCAAAAGACCACCUCCGUGCUGUCCAACGUGGGCUCGGCCAUCACCCGCAAGUUGGGAGACAUGAACGACUUGUAUCUGCGUCUGCUCGUGCCGAGAUCACAUUCUUUUAGCUACUCAUCCAUCCGUCACUCGAUUAGCAUGCCUGCCAUGAGGAAUUCGCCGAGCUUCAAGUCGUUUGAGGAACGAGUCGAGAACACCGUCACCACCCUGAAGUCCAAGGUAGGUGGAGAAGGCCAGGCGAGCAGCAACUUCGAGGAGGUGUUGAGUUCUACAGCCAGCGCCAGCGGGCACGACGCCAGCAACCGAGACUGAAUCAACACCAGCGCCGCCACCCGCUUACACUACCCGCUACACUACACGCCGACACAUGCCGCUGCACCAGCUCCCACUCCAGCACUACACCUGCAGCCCCAGGCACUGUUGCACCACACAGUGGAAUGCUCGGCUUUUAAAAGGCCAUAUACACCGUAACAUCAAAACUGUUGACCAUUGUGUACAAUUGCACAUCCUUAAACUCAUCUGGAUUCCCAAGCACGGGGCAAGCAGCAAGCGCGUGUCGUGCAUCUGGCCUCCGAGUGCACAGAUAAGGGCCAUUACAUAAGACUAUGGUGCUCUUUGAGGACAGGGAUGAGUGUACUGGCUGGACAAAAGUGAGCACGCUUGCGCUGCUAAAGUCCACAUCGUUAUCAACAGCCAUGGUCAAUCCACUGCUGGAUGAAGGCCUCCCUAAGCCGGCGGAGACCAUUUGCAUGCCACGCACACACGCGACUCGGAAAUAAUUUAUUCCUACGCACAUGAUGAAUUGAUGCUUUGUGUUGCAAGCGUAAGAAUCCAUGUUACUCCUGAGAAUCGAUGCAUUAUUAGCUGCCUAUCGUUCAUCCACUGAGUGCUGGAGUGGGUCAUGUGCCCCCCCCUCCCCCCCUGCGUGGCAGAUGGUGCAGUACAUUUUCACACCUUGGGGGGGGGGGGGGGGGGGCAGGCGUUGCUGGGAAAUGUUGAGCAAUGCACAAGCUUGGGGAUUCUGAAACGGCUCGGUAGAUGGCGCUAGUUAUCCAUUUCACAUGGGGUGGUGGUAGGGGGUGUGACAAUUUCAGAUCUAGUUUAAAAAAACAGUUUAAAGAACGAGGAUUGUGAAGAGUACGCAAGGACUCCACUGGCCUGACGAUGGAGAAGGGCAAUUGUGGGGGUUUCCAUGCGUUGUUUAUUCCCAUUGAGUUAAACGUUUCCUAUCGAGAACAUUCGACGGGGUGAAAUGUUUCACUCCGGGGGGCAGCGCGGUGGGUUCGCGCACACUGCACUGUGGGCCCAGCAACCUGAAUUUGAUUCGUGGCCGUGGAGAGCGUCAGUGGAGAGUCAGAUCUGAGACAAUUACUGAUCUACCCCCAACCCCCCGGGGGCCUCCACCCACGUCACCAACACUAACCCUGGGCCCCCAUUAACAAUUACAGUCGAACAGCCUCCAUUGACUGGCGGAGCGUGUUUAGGAGGAGGCCCUCGUCCAGCAGUGGAUGGACGAAGGCGGAUGUAAAUGUUAUUUUUUUGGAGGGAUGUAAAUGUUGGGUGGAAAUCCGACAGGUGUUUUUCAUUUCCCCGUGGCCACACAACCGAGUAGGCUCGUUGAUAAGGAUUUUGGUUUCGUUUGUGCCGUGUUGUUUUCAAGUUCUCGUCCACUGGCCUAAUGAUCGCUGUGGAGGUUUUCGGUUUAUGAUGGAUGGAAGUGUUGGUUUAUUGUAUGUUACAAUGUAUUUACAUUUCUACACCAAGCAAAAAAGAAACAUCACCAAAGUACAUAUAGUCUCGUUAAAGGUUCCAUCUUUCCAUUGAGCAAAACAUGCCGUAUCGUUUUGUAAUUUCUUAAACUUCUCUGUGUUGCUAGUUUUUACGUUUCGCGUUUAACUCGCAGUGUAAACGGAGACGCCUCUGCAUGCAAAACCAGAUUCGUUCGUAGUGGAAUGCCUAACUCCGCACUUGAGUUACCUUGUGGGUCUGAUCUUUGGUGGACGCACCGUCUGGCAAAAAAAGAAUGAGAUGGGCAAUUAGUGCUACUGCGUAGGGGUUUCCCCCCUCCCGAAGAUCGGCUGUGCAGCUGCUCGACGCAUUGUCGGGUGUGUACCGCGUCUUGAUCGGCACGAUGUCCGACGUUUCGCUUGCCGUGUUGGGAGCUUCUUCAAUGAACCGAACGGUUCAGCAACUGGACUCGCUAUAAAUGCUCCCCCCCCCCCCAUGCACUUUGCAGCAAAACGUCGAGCGUCGCGUGGCUUAACACGCAGUAACCAGAAAACAUCGGAGAAGCAAUCCUUGGAGUACACGUAACAAACACAACCACUGCCACACUUUAAAAAAGGCAACACAAGCGAUUUCGAUCCGCGUCGCAUCGCGUUCAGCCUGAUGGCCCCCACUGGGGCAUAUUGAAGGGGCUUGACCAAUGGCGUAGUGACCACGUUAUCAGCUCAGGGGGGUGUGGGGCAAUCGGUCAGCGUGUGGCCCCAAUAUUUGAGUUGUCUCGCACCUCGGCUAUUAUACAGGGCGCUUAAAAAAAAUGUGAGCACUCACAUGGGACUAUCGUUUUUAAUUGAAAAAGAACACUCUAACAUGAACACAAAUGGAAUGUUAAUAGCUUCAAAAAGUCAGUCUCCCACUUGCGCGCCAUCGUUGUCAACACGUGGCCUGGAAUCUUCUCCAGGUGGUCUCCAGAGCCUGGAGGUGGCAGCACAUGUCACGUGGUGUUGUUGCAAAUUCUUAGAAGUGUUCACAUUGGGUUUUUUUAAUCACCCCCUGUAUAUCGCGGCUCCUAAUCGCAUUGUUGUGCUCAGGGUCUCGAACAUUUAACGCUGUAGGGGCGAUCCGUUUCUGAAAAAUGCAGCAACUACACCUAUGUCGUAUAGUAGUACCUCUGCGAUUUUACAUCACUGCUCCUAAUUAAAAUAAAAUACAACGUGGAACGUAAAUGAAAGCAUUUUCAUAAAUAAAAAAUUAAGCCGCGUCAUAAAUAAUUGGUGUGUUCUUUGACACUGUUGUUGAAACCAUCUCACGGUGGUUGUAAAGGGGACCCCAACUCGUAACUUUGGCCACCAGGAGGCAGGGAGGGGGGGAAGCACCCUGCCCCCACGCAAGUCGCGCGACUGGACUUGAUGACUCGAGUCUCCCAUCUCGCACACAAGCCACCCACACACAACCCACACACAACCCACACAACCCACACACACAACCCACACCCACAACCCACCCACACACAACCCACAUCUACACACAACCCACACAACCCACACACAAGCCCCACACACACAACCCACAUGCACACAAACACGCGAACUUUAUUAGCAGUCGAGGGGCCACAUAGGACUCCCCCCCCCUCCCCCUCAUUGGGCCAUUUCGCACGAGCGUUAUUCAUGUCGACUUUACAAGAACGUCGGGGGUUUUACUGCCGUGGUGGAACGGUUGGCACCACCCGACUUGCAAAUCUCAAAGCGGUCGUCGGUCAGAGCUUCGUUCCCCCGACGUGGCAGUGGAAACAAUGACGCCAGUUUUUUUGUUGUUUCUCUUUUUUGCAUCCCCACCUGCGUCUGUUGCACCCAGCAGUGUAAAUGGGUCGGCAGGUCGCGUGAUGUCACGUGUGGUACACCCAAGGAGCCGUCCCUCGGGUACGGCGAAAUCGGGGCGAUUGCCCCGGGCCCCCCCCCCCCCCGCGCUUCCACAAGAUGCAAUACUUUCUGUGUGAUUUGCCCCGGGGCCACCGCACCCCCCACCUCCCGUCCUAUAGACCACCCUGAGUGCACCCACUUCCCGUCCUAUAGACCACCCUGAGUGCACCAACCUCCCAUCCUAUAGACCACCCUGAGUGCACCCACCUCCCAUCCUAUAGACCACCCUGGGUGCACCAACCUCCCGUCCUAUAGACCACCCUGAGUGCACCCACCUCCCAUCCUAUAGACCACCCUGAGUGCACCCACCUCCCGUCCUAUAGACCACCCUGAGUGCACCCACCUCCCAUCCUAUAGACUACCCUGAGUGCACCCACUUCCCAUCCUAUAGACUACCCUGAGUGCACCCACCUCCCGUCCUAUAGACUACCCUGAGUUCACCCACCUCCCAUCCUAUAGACCACCCUGAGUGCACCCACCUCCCGUCCUAUAGACCACCCUGAGUGCACCCACUUCCCAUCCUAUAGACUACCCUGAGUGCACCCACCUCCCGUCCUAUAGACUACCCUGAGUGCACCCACCUCCCGUCCUAUAGACUACCCUGAGUUCACCCACCUCCCGUCCUAUAGACCACCCUGAGUGCACCCACCUCCCGUCCUAUAGACCACCCUGAGUUCACCCACCUCCCGUCCUAUAGACCACCCUGAGUGCACCCACCUCCCGUCCUAUAGAUGACCCUGAGUGCACCAACCUCCCAUCCUAUAGACCACCCUGGGUGCACCAACCUCCCGUCCUAUAGACCACCCUGAUUGCACCCACCUCCCAUCCUAUAGACCACCCUGAGUGCACCCACAUUCCAUCCUAUAGACGACCCUGAGUGCACCCACUUCCCAUUCUAUAGACGACCCUAGGUGAACCCACCUCCCGUCCUAUAGACGGCACCCACCUCUUCCAUAGGCGUUCGGCGAGGGAGGGAGAGAGAAGGUCAAAUACCACUCAUGAGCUCCGUGCAGGAAACGUCAUUCUUGUGGAAGUGUCGUGGGCUCGCGAUUGCAGGGCUGCGCCUUUGUCUACGUGCGUCGACUCGCCGUGUCGACUGGAAGCUGUCGACGUAAGCUGUGGAGAUUUGUUUUUCGGGUCGAGAUCGUGUUUAUGCAUCGAUGUUCUUCUAAAGUUGACACAAAUAUCCGCGCGCGAAGACCACGUGUGUGUCCCCCCCCCCCCCCCAUUGGCAGGUAGAAUACUUUGUAACUGACAACGCCGAUCCCCACGCUCUAUAUUUUAAUGUUUGAUAACGUGUGCUGGUAGAGCAGUAUUUGCAAAUUUCGUAAUAAAUCUAGCAGACCGAUAUUCGUCUGCCCGCCGCG
Molecule: messenger RNA, 5475 nt
Organism: Petromyzon marinus (sea lamprey)
Lineage: Eukaryota; Metazoa; Chordata; Hyperoartia; Petromyzontiformes; Petromyzontidae
Product: tumor protein D53 homolog
Cellular component (GO): cytoplasm
Source: RefSeq, a predicted model, not a curated record